Mercurialis annua (annual mercury) is the source of this 1950-nucleotide messenger RNA. Its product is annotated as alpha-L-fucosidase 1. Gene Ontology annotation, biological process: glycoside catabolic process; fucose metabolic process. Gene Ontology annotation, cellular component: lysosome. The record is from RefSeq and is a predicted model, not a curated record. Bases 172 to 1812 code for a protein of 546 amino acids. The transcript is spliced from 3 exons. NCBI's taxonomy places the organism in Eukaryota, Viridiplantae, Streptophyta, Magnoliopsida, Malpighiales, Euphorbiaceae. Gene Ontology annotation, molecular function: alpha-L-fucosidase activity.
UAGGUUAAGCCUUUAAAAAUUUUAGGAUCACGAUGAAGUUUUACUCUGACUAGUUACUACUUGACUUAAGUUUUCAAGGUUAAACUUGACGUUGAAGAUGAAGAAGCUCUUGUCUUGACUUCCACUUUAUGAAACUUGACCUUACUCUCAUUCCACCAUUGAAGAACAAAAAUGAUCCAAAACAGCAUCUUUAAUCCAAGAAACCCAAAACCCAUCUCAAAUCACACAAUUCUAGUCAAAGUCAUAAUCUUUCUUUCAUUAUCAUCAAUACCCAUUUCUCACUCAUCUCUAAAGAAGCCACCACCACUUCCAAUUUUACCAAUUCCAUCAGCUCGGCAGCUUCAAUGGCAGCUCUCAUCAAUGGCGCUUUUUCUCCAUUUUGGAACCAACACAUUUACUGAUUCUGAAUGGGGUUCUGGCCAAGCUGAUCCUUCAGUAUUUAACCCAAUUCAUUUUGACCCAAAACAAUGGGUUCAAGUGGCUAAAGAAUCUGGGUUUAACCGGGUUGUACUCACUGCAAAACACCAUGACGGGUUUUGUUUAUGGCAAAGUGAUUAUACUGAUUAUUCUGUAAAGUCUAGUUCUUGGAGAAAUGGAAGUGGUGAUGUUGUUAAAGAACUUGCUUUGGCUGCUCAAGAGAUUGGUGUUGAUUUAGGGCUUUAUUUAUCUCCUUGGGACAGGCAUGAGAGUUGUUAUGGGAAGACUUUGGAGUAUAAUGAGUUCUAUUUGGGUCAGAUGACCGAGUUGUUGACCCGGCAUGGAGAGGUCAAGGAGGUAUUUUUGGAUGGUGCAAAAGGGGAGGCAGAGAAGGAUAUGGACUAUUUUUUCGACAGUUGGUUUAGUUUAAUUCAUCAAUUACAGCCUGGGGCUGUCAUAUUUACGGAUGCCGGUCCUGACAUAAGGUGGAUUGGCGAUGAGGCUGGAGUUGCUGGGUCUACAUGCUGGUCUCUAUUCAACCGGAGUGCUGUAGAGAUCGGAGGAAGCACCCAUCAGAAAUACAAACAGGAAGGAGAUCCAUCAGGUCAUGAUUGGGUGCCUGCUGAAUGUGAUGUCUCCAUUAGGCCUGGUUGGUUUUGGCAUGCAUCUGAAACCCCAAAGUCCGCAAAACAGCUUCUCGAUAUAUAUUAUAAAUCCGUCGGCCGAAAUUGUCCGUUGUUACUGAACGUACCUCCAAAUUCUUCAGGUCUUAUCUCAACAGAAGACAUAAAAGUACUUCAAGAAUUCGCUCAGCUUCGAAGCUCUAUCUUUUCAUAUAAUAUUGGUAAGAUUGCUCGUCUCAGCGCCAGCAGUUCACGCGGAGGCGCUGAGGAUUCGGAUUUCGCUCCCUAUAAUGUUCUUCAAGAAGGAAUCGACACGUACUGGGCUCCAGAGGAUGAUCAAUCUAAAUGGGAGUUGUAUUUCGAAUUUGAAGAAUUUGCAUCUUUCAAUCUCCUGCAAGUUGAAGAGCCGAUCCACAUGGGACAACGGAUCAGUGAGUUCCAUCUAGAGAUACUAAAAGACGGGGCGUGGACAGAAGUGACCAAUGGCACCACCGUUGGAUUUAAGCGGAUAUUGCAAUUUCCGACUGUGGUAUCUCGUCAUAUUAAGUUUGUCGUAGACAAGAGUCGAGCAGAUCCGCUUAUUUCUUAUCUGGGAAUUUUUAUGGAUGAAUUUUCCAUUGCGGGUCACGAUUUUGAUAAUAGCUUGCAAAUGCACCCCAACAGCCGCGAAGUAGUUCAACAGCAAAGUAGCAAAUUGAGCAUUUCAUUUGCUGGCAAGUACUUUGGCGAGCUAAAGAAAAUGAUUCUCAAGCUGCUGGAAUAUAAUGUGUGAAUAUUUCAAUUGCAACUGCUCUGAAGCUGAAUGUUCAUUUCUUUCAAUUUGUACAAGCUUUUAAGCACUUCAUUGCAAAAUUGGUAGUAAUUAAUAAAUUUCAGACUAAUUUAAUAAUAAUAUUAAUUUCUAUGUUAA